Messenger RNA from Penicillium salamii, 423 nucleotides. Lineage: Eukaryota; Fungi; Ascomycota; Eurotiomycetes; Eurotiales; Aspergillaceae. The record is from the annotation of a GenBank genome assembly.
AUGUAUUUUUGUGAUUUUUUUCGCUUCCGUUCUUGUUUUUCUAACUUGACACAGCGUCUCCGUGACAUUACCGACCCAACCUCUUCUCCAUCUGCGACUAAAGAAGAAAAUCCCUACCACCAUCUCCGCAUCACGGUCACUAGUGGCGGAUGCCAUGGUUUCCAAUAUAUGAUGUCUCUAGAAGGUGCAUCCAAAAUUGAUCCUGAGGAGGACACUAUUUUCGAAGGAGAACCAGAUGCCGGUGAGCCUGCAACAGCAGCCGGAGAGGCUAAGGUUGUCAUGGAUGAGCCUUCUCUCGAAUUGCUCCAUGGAAGUACUGUGGAUUAUACCACCGAGCUUAUUGGAAGUCAAUUCAAGAUCGUCGACAACCCGCGUGCAACAAGUAAUUGUGGCUGUGGAACGAGUUUCGAUGUCAGCGAUUGA